This is a messenger RNA of Aspergillus aculeatus ATCC 16872, 3432 nucleotides long. RefSeq lists its product as uncharacterized. The record is from RefSeq and is a predicted model, not a curated record. Bases 1 to 3432 code for a protein of 1143 amino acids. The transcript is spliced from 3 exons. Lineage: Eukaryota; Fungi; Ascomycota; Eurotiomycetes; Eurotiales; Aspergillaceae.
AUGCAGCACAGCAAAGGACCCGAUUCUCCGGAGAUGGGGAGGACGGUCUCGCGCUCGCGCAGCACCAGUAUUUCCAGCGACUCCCAACUCCCCCGAGCCCAUCUGCUCGCCCCCACAGUAGUUACACCACCGCCCACUUUUAUCGCCUCUUCCGCUGCAGCCCAGAUUAUCACCACAGACCAGGAAUUCAACGCGGCCGACUUUGUUGCCGAUGAAGAUGGACCGGGCUCUCCUGCGAGUGCUUUUGUGACCCGCGAGGCUCUGUCAGCCCUCAACGGAUUUCUCGACUACCUUCUCUUUGAUAUCCUAGCUGCAGCAAAGUCGACACAGUUGGCCUGCAUCCGACCAGCGGUGGCAGACGUUCUGAAGCCACGCCUCGCCAAGGAAGUGGUAGAGGCAGCGGACGAUGAGCUGAGUGAGGUCUUGGGUGGCCCGGAAGACGAGCAGCUUGAGUUCCGUGGCGGCCAGACCCCUGGCGGUGAAUUCGACCUGAUUCGUUCGUGGAAGCUCACUCGCCUGCGAUGUAUGGUUUACACGCGCCUGGGUGACAUGGAAGAGGACGAGGAGGAAGAGCAUAUCGCACGGGAAGGCCUAGCUGACGAGGACGGCGUCCCGCGAAGACUGGCCAGUCACGUAGGAAAUAUCACACCCGCCGCAGCCAUUUUCUUGACUUCGAUUAUCGAACAUUUGGGCGAGCAAGCAUUGGUCAUCGCGGGUGAGACAGCUCGAUCACGACUGUCGACAAAACUCGAGCAGGAUUCCGAAGAAUCCAUGGAGACUGGAAUCAAUCGUGCAAGUAUGGAUCGACUGGUUGUGGAGGACCAUGACAUGGAAAAAUUGGCCUUGAACCCGACAUUGGGUCGACUCUGGCGAACAUGGCGCAAACGCGUCCGAGGGUCCAACCUGUCGCGGGCAGUUUCACGAGAAUCAAUGCGCCGCCGUCAUAGCGUGUUCACCACUACCGGCAGUAGGAAGAGCAGCGUUUUCACCGCGGAUGAAUUCUCAGUCCGUUCGGCAACCUCGCCAGUCCCUGAAACACCAAAAGACGUCGACCCAGCCUUGGUGCCCUUGCCGCUUAAUGACCACGAUAUUCAGGAAAUUGAGGUCCCUGGGUAUCUGCCAGAGCUCGAGACUGGCGAGAUCCAAACCAUGCAGGCUGUAGUAGCCCACAAAGUUCGUCCCCAUAGUCUUAUGGUACUCACACUGCCUUCCCCAAGAUCGCCAUCAUCGAACGGCAACUCGCCCCUUACCCCUAAGCUACAGACCGUGACAAUCACCCGUCAUGCUCGGUCAAGAUCGUUGCCCAACGCUGGACCCGGGGAGGAGACUCCAGAACCUGAGCAGUUUCCAGAGCGACCGUCACCGACUGCGUCCGAGGAGCGGCGGCGCUUGGAGACAAUGUACGAACAUGAUGAAGAUGACGAGCGGAAUGCAGACCAGGGACACAAGGAGGAAGCUAUUGAACUCGUGAACCAAGUAGACGAAGAAACAAAAGCAGUGUCGGAGUCGACCACGGUUCUAGCCACCUCUGUUGCGGCGCACGAGGUAAUCACUCCGGUGUCCCCAACGUCACCGAUCGAGACAGAAUUACUCGAGGGCCAAGGGACACGUGCGAGACCCAGAUUGGCUUCUACGCAGCGACCGCGACCAAAAACGAUGCGAGAACCAUCGAUUUACGAAGAGCGGUCACCACCUGCUACUCCUGUUUUGGUGGAUGAACAGUUCGGGUCAACGGUUAAGGAGGACGCACCGCCGACGCAAGGGGCUGACUCCGUCUCGGUAGCGCCCGCUGUCGAUCUCGAUGAGUUAUCAUCCGAGGAGUCUGUAGCCCCUCCUACCACUCGAUCUUCGACCGAUGACGGUAAUUCGUACAAGGCCUCCAGGCCCGUUUCAACCUCUGGAGAUAGCGCCUCCUCGGACGUUUCGCGGAAACUACCCAAAUCUAGCCCUCUCUCCAACGGUACCAAUCAUCGCUACGGGCGAUCCAGCCCUGGAAUCUCAUCUGUCAAAUCCGGCAUUGAGCGUGCCGCCGUUCAAAGACUGUCAGGGCGACCAUCCACCUCGGUGGCAUCUUCAAGCUAUUCCAAUCCGCGCCGUUCGGACAGUUUCGGCAGCAGCCGCGAGAGGCGUCCUGUGACGUCCGGCUCAUCAUCUGCUUCAAGCAAGCUGAAAGGCCUGAUCGUCCGUACCGGGGAUUCCAACUCUUUGCGCCUGCGGAACUCGUCUGAGAUAAGCAGGGUGUCAACUCAGGAGUCAGCUUUCGAUGACACCACCGGCCUGGAUGAGCUUAUCCGUAGCGAGGAAACUUUACACUUCACACUGACUCCUAGAAACAUGAGAGAAAUGGAGCUGCCUGAUUCACCCAGAUGGCGAGCCCAGCAGACCACCCCGUCUGAAUCGGAUCUCGCGCGACCAAGAACAUCUCACGCAUCUUCCAAAAGCAUCAUGGACCUUGCUCCCAUGUCCAAGUGCAAAUCAUCGGACCAACCCAAAUACACCCCGAUCGUGGUGCCUGCUGUACUCCCACCGCAGCCCACCACUGAGCAAAUGAGUGCUUCAACUCGUAACAGCAGUGCACGUUUGCAAGCACGCCCUGCUGUGGCCCCUAAAGGAGAUCAGACCUCCGAUUUGAUUGAUUUUAUCCGCGAGGGACCGCCUACUCCCGGAGCUCACCGGAUUUCACGUGCGGUGGCGCCAUUCCGCGACACUAUGGACUCAGACGAAUUGCAGGCUCUAGAGUCGGGGCGUCCGAGUAUGCAAGGAUCGCUGACGGCAAAUACACUAACUUCCGUUGGCUCCCACACCGGCCUUCUGGAGACAGGUCUUCGGUCCAGCACUCCCACCACAUAUAGCAAGGAGAUUUCGGAAGAUAUUCGACCGAAACGAACGCAGCGUCGCGUACGAGACCCCUAUGCAAUUGACUCGGAUGAUGACGACCUUGAAGAUCUUCUCGAACCCGCGAAACCAAAGCGCGAUGAGGAAAGUCUGAUGGAUUUCCUGCGAAACGUACCACCCCCUGCGUCUCCAGCUCCACCGCAACCUUUGACUACGAAUAUGGGUACCCGGCGGGGCUCAUCUGCUGGCUUUGUUGGUGCUUCAUCUGUGAAGACCCUGCUCACUCGGACCACGGCUACCGAGAAGAACGUCCUCUCACAACCUUCAAGGAGCUCCCUCCGCCAAGCGUCCGAUGCUUAUAUGACUGGGGCAAACAACAACUAUACGACUAAGUCUGGUGGAUCCAUGAAUGCUGCCUACGGCUUACCGUCUGUUUCUCAGAGGCAAACCGAGACUAGUGCGCUAGCCGACUUUCUCAGGAAUACUGGCCCUCCUGAGCCUCCAGUGACCAGACCUACGCAAACUGCUCCCCCAACCAAGUCGAAGGAAUCAGGCUUCUCGCGCCUUUUCGCACGUCGAAAGAAGAUCGAGGUCUGA